CUCCCAUGUUGGAGCUGCGCUGUGCCGGGUGCGCUCGAUCUCAUCCCAGACGUGACCAACAACGACGCGCCACAAGGCAAAGCAGCGAGUAAUCACCAGCGGGCAUCCCGGCUUAUAAAAGGGCGGCCGCCGCGCUGGCCAACGCCGCUGACAGGCAGUCGCAGGCGCGGCCGGUCGGGCAGAAGUUUCCCCUUUCCGUAGGCGCGGCCGAGUCGCCGAGGCCGAGGCCGAAAACUCCCCGUCCGAUCGGGCCAAAAGCAGAGACGAGUCCUGCUCGCUCCCAAACGGCCGUUUUCCCCUUCCGCGCAUCGCCACAAAUAUCCCUCCUCCUCCCGCUGCUGCCCCUCCUCCUCGGCGUGGUCGCUCGCGGGCGGAGAUCCGGGAGGGGAGAUGGCCAAGAACGCAGGAGGGGUGCUGCUGCCGGUGUCCGCCGAGCCGGGGAAGGGCGACGGCGAGGCCGCGCUCUUCAAGGGCUCCGCCAUGACCCGCCGCGGCGCCGUCGCCGCGCUCUCCUACAUGUCCUGCUCCGUUUUGCUGGUGAUGUUUAACAAGGCGGCUCUAUCUUCAUAUAAAUUCCCUUGCGCGAAUGUCAUUACACUCCUUCAGAUGGUGUGCUCAACGUGCCUUCUCUAUGUUCUGAGACGGUUAAAGAUCAUUUCUUUCACAAAUAGUGAACCGUCAGUACCCUCUGAUUCACUAUUCUUUGUGCCGUUCAGAAUACUGCUGCGCACUUCACCGCUUUCGCUGUCUUAUUUGCUCUAUAUGCUAGCUUCAAUGGAAUCUGUGCGUGGAGUAAAUGUUCCUAUGUAUACAACUCUAAGGCGCACAACAGUAGCAUUUACAAUGACAAUGGAGUAUUUCUUGGCAAAGCAGAAACACACCCCACCUAUAAUUGGCAGUGUGGCUUUGAUUGUAUUCGGAGCAUUUAUUGCUGGGGCUCGAGAUUUAUCAUUUGAUGCUCGUGGGUAUGCCAUUGUCUUCGUCGCCAAUAUAACUACAGCUGUUUAUCUUGCAACUAUAAAUCGUAUUGGCAAAUCUAGCGGGCUGAAUAGCUUUGGCCUGAUGUGGUGCAAUGGACUUGUUUGUGGACCUGCAGUACUGUUGUUGACAUAUAUUCAGGGCGACCUCAAGAAAACUAUUGAAUUUCCUUACCUUUAUUCCCCUGGCUUUCAGGUGGUGCUGCUAUUUUCAUGUACACUAGCAUUUCUAUUGAACUACACCAUCUUCUGGAAUACAAUCCUGAAUUCUGCACUUACACAGUCAAUGUGUGGCAAUUUGAAGGUAUGGUCUCCAUCCAAUUCCUCCACGCGACUCAACAUGCGUAGUAUUUUGAAAUCUUUCAUGAUAUGCUAUUUCUGCAGGAUUUCUUCACUGUUGGACUUGGCUGGGUACUCUUCGGUGGGCUUCCUUUUGAUCUGCUUAAUGUCAUCGGCCAAGGGCUUGGCUUCGUUGGCUCAGGCAUGUAUGCCUACUGCAAGAUCAAAGGAAAAUAGAUAUUGAUCUUUAAGGGACCAAAUGAAAGUAGAUAUUGAUAUGGGCAGUAUGGCUUAACCAAAGUAGCGUUCAUCAUGCUGUUUGCUCCUGCAUAUGGGAGAGAAAAUUUUGUAGGUUUUCCUGGGUGUACAUUUAUAAACUCCAAUUCUCCUGGGUAGAACAUGAAUGAACUGCCAUUGUUUGGCCAUGGAAAUAUAGAAUACAACAAGAUUUCAGCAUCUCUGUACCAUCGUUUGGUCUGUUCACAUCGCCGUAUUUGUCUGAAAUAGAGUACAACAUGUAUUUGUCUGAAAUAGAGUA
Messenger RNA from Triticum aestivum (bread wheat), 1794 nucleotides. RefSeq names its product UDP-N-acetylglucosamine transporter UGNT1. The record is from RefSeq and is a predicted model, not a curated record. NCBI's taxonomy places the organism in Eukaryota, Viridiplantae, Streptophyta, Magnoliopsida, Poales, Poaceae. Bases 391 to 1500 code for a protein of 369 amino acids. The transcript is spliced from 9 exons.